This is a messenger RNA of Malassezia vespertilionis, 465 nucleotides long. It is a transcript of the gene NCB2, whose product is annotated as negative cofactor 2 transcription regulator complex subunit ncb2. The record is from RefSeq and is a predicted model, not a curated record. The transcript has a single exon. Gene Ontology annotation, cellular component: negative cofactor 2 complex. Gene Ontology annotation, molecular function: general transcription initiation factor activity; protein heterodimerization activity; TBP-class protein binding. Gene Ontology annotation, biological process: positive regulation of transcription by RNA polymerase II; chromatin remodeling; negative regulation of transcription by RNA polymerase II. NCBI's taxonomy places the organism in Eukaryota, Fungi, Basidiomycota, Malasseziomycetes, Malasseziales, Malasseziaceae. Bases 1 to 465 code for a protein of 154 amino acids.
AUGUCGGACGAUGAGCGCGAUUUCGGGAGCGGUGCGCCGGAAGAUGAGGAGCUUUCGCUGCCCAAGGCGACUAUUCAGAAACUAAUCCAAGACUACCUGCCAAACGACAUGAGCUGCGCGAAAGAUACGCGCGACUUGCUGAUUGAUUGUUGUGUCGAGUUUAUCCAUCUCGUCUCCUCCGAGGCGAACGAGGCGUGCGAGAAAGACUCGAAGAAAACCAUCGCGCCGGACCACGUCGUGACUGCGCUUGUCGAUCUGGGAUUCGAGAAGUACACGCACGAAGUGCGGGACGUGCUUAAUGACCAUAAACAGCACCAAAAGGUACGUUGGGAAGUAGCUCAUGGCCAGGAACGUGAACGGAAGGCGUCACGCUUUGAGCUCAGUGGGCUUACUGAGGAGGAGCUGCAGCGCCAGCAGGAGCAACUAUUUGCUGCGAGCAAGGCCCGCUUUGAUGCCGCGCACUAG